Messenger RNA from Aspergillus alliaceus, 963 nucleotides. RefSeq lists its product as uncharacterized. Gene Ontology annotation, biological process: nucleoside metabolic process. The transcript has 2 exons. Gene Ontology annotation, molecular function: catalytic activity. The record is from RefSeq and is a predicted model, not a curated record. NCBI's taxonomy places the organism in Eukaryota, Fungi, Ascomycota, Eurotiomycetes, Eurotiales, Aspergillaceae. The coding region runs from base 388 to 963 and encodes 191 amino acids.
UGAUAAUGUUUCGGCGGCCCUAAUGCGAUAUAAAAGGGUCGUGUGACCUGCGUACACGAUAUACAGUCUAUAACUAGUUAGAGAAGGUAAAAAUGACUUACGUAACCAGAUCCAGUCCUCAGCAAAGUGGCUGUAAUGCAAGCCUGUGCUGGGGCUGAAUCAAUCUCCCCUCCUUCAAAUCCCCGACAACUCUCUUGUCGCUCAACUUGCCCUUCACAAGGAAUAUCGACUGCCAGGUUAUGGAUGUAGGAACAGGUGUUACUGGGCCACCUGCCCGUCAGGGAAGUAAUUCUUACCCCCAAGAGAGCCCCACCAAUCUGUGGCUUUGAAGACGAUGAUGGAAAUACGAUCCUCUACGAACAGUCCCUGGAAAGAGGCCAGCUUCAGAUGAAUGGAUACCUCCAGCAACCUCCGCGGAGUUUGCGAUCUGUGUUGAGUGAAAUGCAGUCCGAUCCUCGGCUCGCCAGCGCGGCUCUUCAGCCAUACCUGCAGCAACUUAGCAUGAAUGAAGAGUACCAUUACCUUGGGCAGGAACAUGAUAUUCUGCAUGCAUCAGACUAUCUGCACCCAACGAAUAAAGAGACAUGUGAUGAUUGUGACAUGUCUCAAGUCCAGGCAAGACCGAACAGAGUGUCCAGCGAACCACAAAUUCAUUAUGGCAUGAUCGCAUCUGGCAAUCAGGUGAUGAAAGAUGCAACAACGAGAGAUGCCUUAGCAAUUGAGCACAAUGUGCUCUUCUUUGAAAUGGAAGCAGCGGGUUUGCCCUCUCUUAUUAUUCGGGGGUUUUGUGAUUACUGCGACUCCCACAAGAACAAACGAUGGCAGAACUACGCGGCAGCGGUCGCUGCCGCGUAUGCCAAGCUCCUCCUUUCUCGUGUACGGCCGGAGAUGGACCCGGAUUCUUCAGAUGAGCCGGUCCCCAAGCGGCGACGGAUUCACGGGCUGACUGCGGAGUCACCAUAA